AUGGAAAUGCUGCCGGCGCCCAAAUUAGACAAGUCCGCGAACCAAAGUUCGAGCGACGGCGAUGAACCCACGAACCAGGAUGGUUCACAGUCCCCGCCCACGUCCCAAGAAGAUGGGGCCACCAACGGGACCAUCAAGCGGGACCCGCAAAAGCCCGAGAACGGAUUAGACCCGACCAACCCCAACAGCCGGGCCGACCAGGGCUAUGGGUCUACCGAGUCUUCUUUCAAUGGCCAAAGCCAUAAAAGCGGCGGCGGUAGUCUCACGAAGAGCCGCAACAGCGGCUCAAGUCAGAGCAGCGGCUUCGGAGACCAGCACAAGAAAGCCACGCAUACGACCAGCCUGACCAGCUCUGACCAGGAGAACAAUGCUAGAACACUGCAGAUCGAGACUCAGCAUAGCAGCGAUGGCAAGACCCAGGAACUUAAUGCUGAUCUCGCAGCUAUCUCCUGCAGAUCUUCCUCCGUGGGAGCUGAUAAACUGCAGGAAGGGCAGCACUACAGCUCCAGCAUUCCAAGAGAGAAAAGAACAAAGGAGCAGAAGCAACGGGACUUUAAACGGAAGAAGGUAGAAGACAGCAACCACUACCAGCCCUACGAUGGCCAUCCUCGGCCACCGGAAACCUACUCCUUUGCCUCGGCCGCCACCCGACCUACCGAACAUCCCGAUAAACACGUUAACGAUUUAGCCUCACCUCCACUUUCAAUCCAGUCGCAGAAGGACGAAUUCAGAGAUCCUACAAGGAGCAGUUCAGGACCAAACUGUCCCAAAAACGAUCAUGGCGUCACUUCCAAGAUGCUUUGCCUUCAGUCGAGUAAUUUGCCGCCUUCUGGAAUCGCAAAAAGGCCGCUGGAGUCCAGCGCAGGGACCGCGGGCCAACAAAGUUUCUUUUCGCAUUGCCCUGCCAGCACUUCCUACACAAUUAGCACAUCUUGCCGCGUAAAGAACGAAGUCUGUGAUCAACCCACGGCGAUCUACACUCACGCACUCAACUACAUCAGGCGUAUCAAGGAGAGAUUCUCGAGCACAGGGCCAGUGUUUCAGAACCCUGAAUGGGAUCAUCUUUCCAGCAACCACAGUGAAACUAUCGCCGAUUUCAUCAAGAACUUCGGUAGUAACCAAAGAGGAUUCACGAUGGUCCUUAGCAUCCGUGACGGUACGGUCGUGCGGGUGUCCACUAACAUCCUAGACAUCCUGGGCUUCCCAGAGGACAGCGUCGUGGGCCACUCCUUCAUAGACUUCGUGUAUCCUAGGGACUCCGUACACUUCUCCUCGAAAAUUGUCAGCGGCAUGAGCUUCUUCUCGAAAAAUUCUUCUGCCAGAUCUGAGAGUCUUCUACCGCCCUUCUACUGUCGAGUGCGGGAGAACAAAGUCUACCAGGCGUCCGCCUUUGACCUACGCGGUAAAAAUUCAUACAAGCCGUGCAAAAUUACACUCAAGUUCAACGACGCCUUAACGCCUGCCGGCGAGGAGCCCAUGGCGCCUAUUUCGCCUUUCCAACUGCCUGCGCCUGAUGUUCUGCUUGCUGAAGUUAUUCCUGUACCAUCUUUCUACCGAGUUCCCGACGAAGUUAUCAAUGGCGGCAACUUCAUAAUCAGGCACUCGGCAUCCUGCAACUUUUCUGAAUAUGAUCCUGACGCCAUUCCGUUCCUGGGACAUCUUCCGCAGGAUCUCACCGGCAACUCCAUUUUUGACUGCUACCACCCUGAGGAUCUACCGCUACUCCUUACCAUUUACAGGGAAAUCAUCAGAGAAGAAGGGAAGCCCUUCAGAAGCGAUGCCUACCGCUUCAGAACGUUCAACGGCAGUUGGGUUGUGCUGGAGACCGAGUGGCUGUGCUUCGUCAACCCCUGGACACGCAAGAUCGAUUCUAUCAUCGGCCAACACAAAGUUGUCAAGGGCCCCAAAGACAUCUCAAUCUACAUGGAGCAGUGCGAAGGCUCUACGUAUUCUGAGGAGGUCUGCGUGGUCGCCCGCAACGCGCGUCGUGAGAUCAUCGAUCUCUUGUCUAGAGUGAGUUUAUGUUCAUACAAUUGCAAUAGCGCAGGCAUGUCUCAGGCAGCGAAGGGAGAGUCGCUGCUGUCAUCGUCAGAGUCGCCGUCCACGUACAGUCGCCUGAACUUCUCCUCCACGAUGAUGCGGUGCGUUCCAAUACUCAGUACAACAACUCUGAUUAUGUACUUCUCCAAUUCGAUGCCAUCAGGAGUUAACAAGUCGCUCUACAUGUCCGGGUAUGGACCAGGAUCGGGAGACUCAAUAUAUUUAACGAGGAAAUACGGAAGCAAAGACGUCACGGACAGCGGCAGCGGCGAAAGUGCCAGCGGUCCCAGCUCAGCGAGCGGCGGCCCGAGGCUACCAAGCUACCGUCACGUCCCGCUGACAGAAGAAGUUCUGUCUCGACACAACGAAGAGAUGCAGAUGCUCUUCAUGGAACGACAGAAGAAGAACUCUGUAGCUCUUCCUGGGCCCUCACGGCAGAGGGAACGACUUUCCGGACAGAACCUGAAGCAGACCAAGAGAUUUGCGAGAAUGCCUCCUUCGCAAUGUGGUUUGAAGAGACCUAAUUCCGGCAGCCAGAGCGGGGACCAUCGUCCUCACAAGUUCCCUUUUAUCGAGAAAACUUCAGCGAAACUUUCUGAUCCUGCGGGACUGUCUCAUGUUAAUGGAGCUUUACAUGUGGACAACAAACUCACCAACAGUUCCUUCAACAGCGGAUCCGGAUCUCGGGUGGCUCAGGUCAACGGUCGAACAGACAUGGCGGUUCCUAUGAACCCUGCCACAGGUUCACAGGAACAGCUACAAGCUCCUUACUAUAUCCCGGGUCAUCCUCUACCCGCACACUCCUGCGGCUUCCAGAACUCAUCCCUGCCAUCCGACCCUUCUACUAGUCUGUCCCAAGAACCCCAACUUGCUGCCAACCCUCAUCAGUACCCCAUUGCACCAAUGAUAAUGGGGCCACAUCAGGCACACUUUAUGACGCCUCAAGGUCUUGCCCUGCCCUACCACUACAUGGGAGGUUACCCCGGUAUGUACAUACCUCAUCCACCGUUCAACCAAACCGUCAUGUACGGUGCCGGGCCCCUAAUGAUGCCCAACAUGAUGUCAAACAUGAUGCUACCUCAUCCAUUCGUCCAAACAUCCGUCAGCAACAAUACUCGUCACGUCUCUCCCAUUAACCUGAACAAUUCGUCGAGACAAGUCGACAACCCGUCACACGUCGCUCAAGUCGGGCCCCCAGAGCGGUCUUCGCAGAGCCUGCAGCAACGAAACACUGAUCACCACUACACUCACAAUCAUCACCAACAGCAGGCACAACACCCACUUGUUCACCCAAAAUCCCCACACGCUGUGGUUCAUCUCCGCAAACGCUCGGACUCUCGGGCCACCUCAGUCAAAGUCGAGCCUGGCUCGAUGAGGGGCAGUGUUGCAUCGGCAUCAGGUCUGCUCAGAUGCUCGAUGUCUCAUCGGCCCGAGAGUCUGCGGUCCGAGAACGACGAACCCGGCCAGACCGAUCAAGGGCUUAGCUACGCACCCCACGCCGCCUCCCCUCCCUCCCACUACUCGCGGUCCACGAGUGUCUUGGGGGAGGCCGAGAGCACAGCGUCGCCUGACAAGCUUCUUACCUCAGUGGACGGGCAGCACGCCGAGAACAGCUGUGACAUGGUCAUGUCAGACAGCUCCCCUGGUCAAGAGAGUCUGCCAAUGCUGUCAGAAUUUUCGGUCGACACCAGCGAGAGUGCGAGAGGGCUGCCCCCCUCCUGCGACGACCGGCCGGUCCUACAGGACCCCCCCUGGCUGGACCCCAUCGAGGUGACCCCUCAGCUGCUGUUCCGGUACCAACUGCACACCAGGGAGCUCGGUGACGUGCUCAGGAACGACAUGCUGGCGCUCAGGAGCCUCAACCAGCCGGCGCUAGUGGAGGACCAGCUCUCCUCCCUCUACCAGGAGCUCGAGAUCGAUGGUGAACAGUUGCAGCUAGACGAAGGAAUAACUUCUUCUUCUGGUGAAGAACAGCUCGAGACUUCCACCAAGACAUCAAGUGAUGCAGAGCCUACAAGAGCAGCCAAGAAGUCACGCUCUACACCUUUCCUCGACAAGCAGGCGGCGCUCCACGAGACAGAAGCCGCCAUACCCCUACCUGAACUCCGCGACUCCAACGUCUCCCAGAAUUCCCCUUUUGCACCUAGCCGCAGAUCCCUGAAAGAUCAAAUGCUCUCAUGAUCCCUGCGUUCACACAAGUACAAGAUCAUUUAGUUUAUGCUGCCGGGUCCGAGUAUCGGGAGUCUCUUAAACUCUCCCUUCAAUUUCAAUUUUUGAUAGCGCCCUCUGCAUUAGCUCUAAAUUGGGUUCUAAUAGGAGGCAGGAGAUUUAAUUUUGAUGUAUCAACUAACAGUUGAAAAUACUAUAUUUUUUUACGGCCAUAGCAAAGGAGAGACAUUUAGGCUGAAUAACUUAUUAAUAUUACUACAUGGUCUUCAUUUUUCAUGAAAAAAUAAGGAAAAAAAUAUACCACGGAAAUUAUUCAUUGAUCGGUUGAGGCAUCUAUAUGACCCAAGAAAUGCAACAUUGACCGUCCAACAUUGAAGUGGAGCUUUGAUUUGAAUGUACCCAUUAAAUACAUUAAUGACCCUAUAUCGUGGAGCAAUCGGCCAGUCAUAAAUCCGAUUUAAUAAAAAAGUGAGGAAGAAGUUCCUUAUUUUCGAGUCAGCUCGCGUGCUGCGGCUAUGAAUUUCACGAUUGACAAAUAUUGUAGUUUCCAAACUACUGAAUAAUUUAUGGAUAUUGUGUCAAAUAAUUUCAUGAGUCUAUAGCUUAUAAUUAUUGUUUUAAUGAUUUUAGAUAAUAAUGUACAUGUAUCCGAUGCGACUCUCCGUCAUACAUAGGAUAAGGAUAACAUUGUAGGAUUACAGAUAAAAGAGUUCAAUUUUGUGUUAGGUUGUAUUGUUAAGUCCAUGUUUUUACACGCUAGAUAGAAUAAUGGCAUCGUUACCUUCCCAAUAGUCGAAUGUGUUUCCACUAAAGCAUUGGUUCAGUGGCCAGACUUAUAAAAAAAUAUUUACGUUCAAAAAUCUUAAGUGUUUAUGACGUUAUUUAACCAAAAAUAACUUGGGACCUAAAAUUUUCUUUAUGACGUUCUUACCAACUGAGAAGCUUAAAUGAGUAGCACUUAUCAAUAAAAAAUUAAUUUUUAUUAUUCAGUGUAAGAUUCGAAAAUUCAUCCGAAAAUUCGAUAAUUAAUAAUAUAGGAAGUUUUGAUGUAAACGAUGCCUUACCCUUAUUCACAAUAUGUCUGAUGUUGCACGAAAUAUGUUGCGUGUCCGUACCAUCUUGUGUUGGCGAAGAACCUCGAGUAAUUUCUACAAUGGAUAACAAAUGAAACUAAAUUAAAUUUAAUUGUUUUAUGUAAUUUGUGAACAAUGUGUGUGUUUACACAUUGUUUCUUGUGUGUGCUAAGGUAAAAUUGUUUGAUGGAAUGAACACAGCUCGUUUAGCUUCUCUGCCUCUAGGUUAAAUAUUCUGUUUGAUUUUUGUUAUUAUAUUUAAUGUAUUUGUUAGACCGACGUCCGUGGACCAAUGUUAUAUUCAAAAGCAUAGUACACGGCAGACAUUUUUUUUAAUAAUUCAGUUUUAUGUCUAUCUUUAAGAAUUUUACUGUAUAAGAUAGAUAUUGAGUCCAUUUUAACGAAGGUGCUAUUUUUAUAUCAUGAUGACCUCAACAAUAAAGUUAUAAAUAUUUUCCCACGCGGCCUAAAACGAUAAAUUGUUUUUCAACUUCUUCCCUCAUCCAAAAAAUCGGGAAGAACUCUAAAUUAAAUCAGGUAUGAUUAGGAUUUGGGCUUGACGGCUGAUCGACAGAGAAGCAGAUUGUGCCGAAACUCACUAAAAAAAUAUUUGUUGGCAUUAAAUUUAGAAUACACUUUAAAAUUCAGUGCUAAUAAAUUC
Molecule: messenger RNA, 5943 nt
Organism: Hyalella azteca
Lineage: Eukaryota; Metazoa; Arthropoda; Malacostraca; Amphipoda; Hyalellidae
Product: period circadian protein
Exons: 22
Coding region: 1-4221 (1406 amino acids)
Biological process (GO): entrainment of circadian clock by photoperiod; negative regulation of transcription by RNA polymerase II; circadian regulation of gene expression
Cellular component (GO): nucleus; cytoplasm
Molecular function (GO): transcription corepressor binding; transcription cis-regulatory region binding
Source: RefSeq, a predicted model, not a curated record